AUGAAAAAAAAUUUAGAUGAUGAUGAUGAUAUUGAUCCAUGUUAAUUUAUAAAAAAUCUUGAUACAGGUGAUACAUAUAGUGUUAACAAUUUUGGAGAAUUAGAUAUUGAGUAUUCAUAAUAUACUACUGUUAAUCUAAAAAAAAACAGAUGGAAGAAUUUUUGGAAUAAAAUUGAAGAAAUAAAUGAAAAACUUUAUGAUGCUUGUGAAAAAGGGGAAGAAGAUGUAGUUAAUAUGCUUCUAAAGGAUCAAAAAGAUCUAAAAUUAUAGGUUUAAUAGUAAUUCAAAUCGACCACAAAUAGUAUGAUUGGAGAUGAUUAUUAAGAGUUUAUAGGACUUAUUAAUGUAGAUUGUAAAGGUUUAGAUGAUUGGACUGCUCUUCAUCAUGCUAUAAAUAAUAGAAGAACAAAGAUUGUUAAACUUUUAUUGGAAGCUAAAGCAAAUCCUAAUUUAUGUACAUAAAUGAAAAGAACACCUUUACAUUUGGCUUGUAUAAGAGGAUCACUAGAAAUAGUUGAAUUACUAAUUUAAUAUAAAGUAAAUGUGAAUUGUUAAGAUUCUGAUAAUAAUACACCCUUACAUAUUAGUGCAGAACUAAACCAAGUUAAAAUUGUAGAAUUUUUAGUCGCAAAUGAUGCUGAUGGUAAUAUAUUUAAAAUAAAUACUUUUAGCAUAGUUGAAGAACUCUCAUUAAAAAACAGCAUUUGAUGUUACAAUGUCGAAUGAAAUUAGAACAAUACUUUAAAAGUUUGUACCUGUAAUAGGAGGAUAUUAAUAAAGAUCAUAAUUUGGGGGUUUUGUUGUUAAGAAUUCACGAUCUGAUCAUAUUGAAAGAUUAUUAGGAAAAAUAAAUGAUUUAUAGAAAAUUGAAACCUUAAAACAGAAUCAAUAAUAAUAAUAAUAAUAAUAAUAAUAAUAAUAAUAAUAAUAAAUUAAUAAUUAAGAAAAUUUAAUAGAACCAAUAGUAUCUGCUCCCUUUUAAGAAAUUAGUGUGAAUGUAUCUAUAAAUUCAUUUAAUCUCAGGUAUGUUCCCCUGAUGGUUACAUCUUUCACAAAUUGUUAGGUAAAGGAAGUUUUGGAGAAGUAUAUUAUGCAACUAGAAAAUCUGAUGGAGAAGGUUUUGCUAUUAAAACAUUAUGUAAGGAAAGAGUAUUUUCAAAAAACUUAACUCGUUAUGCUCAAACUGAAAAGAAUGUGCUUAGUGUAAUGAGACAUCCAUUUAUUGUGAGAUUACAUGCUGCAUUUUAAAAUUCUUAAAAAUUAUUCAUGGUUUUGGAUUUUUGUCCAGGAGGAGAUUUAGGAUAAUUAUUAACAAAACAAGUUAAAUUAAGUGAAGAAAUUGCAAGAUUUUAUAUAUGCGAAAUUAUAUUAGCUUUAGAAUCACUACAUAAGAAUUGCAUUAUUUUUAGAGAUUUGAAACCUGAUAAUGUUGUUUUGGAUUCUAAAGGCCAUGCUAGAUUAACUGAUUUUGGAUUAUCAAAAGAAGGAAUUUAUGAUAAUAUUACAAAAAGUUUUUGUGGAUCAAUUGCAUAUUUAUCACCAGAAGUACUUAUGAAAAAAGGGCAUUCAAGAACUGUUGAUUGGUACCUUGUUGGUGUUUUAUUAUAUGAAAUGAUAGUUGGUUUACCACCUUAUUAUCAUUAAAAUAGGGAAUAAUUAUUUGAAAAUAUUAAGAAAGGAGUUUUAAAAAUUCCAAAAUAAAUGAGUUAGGAUGCAAGAGAUUUAAUUAAAGGAUUAUUAAUUAGAGACCCUGCAUAAAGACUUGGCUCAAAGAAUGAUGCAGAAGAUUUAAAAAGACAUCCUUUUUUUAAAGAUGUAAAUUGGGAUAACAUUUUAAAUAAAGUAGAAGAUGGUCCAUUUAUUGAAAGAGAUAGAUCUAAGUAAUGGGAAAAGGAUGUUAUUGAUGUAAAUUAAAUAUAUAUAUAUUAAUAGAUGAAAUUUGGAGAUUAACCAUAAUCGAACCCUAGAUUGGAUGAUUGGUCAUUCAUUUAAUGA
Messenger RNA from Paramecium pentaurelia, 1995 nucleotides. Lineage: Eukaryota; Ciliophora; Oligohymenophorea; Peniculida; Parameciidae. The record is from the annotation of a GenBank genome assembly.